GCGAAGGAGCAAGAGGGGGCGGGCCUGCCUCCGUCACGCCUUCCAAUUGGCUGCGUUGAGACCUUCCAACAUGGCAGCGCCCGGCUCGGCUCUAAAUUGCGAGGAUUUCGCUGAGUUUCAGGAAUUGCUCAGGGUAACAAGAACAAUUGAUGACAGGAUAGUCCAUGAAUUAAAUACUACAGUUCCAACAGCUUCUUUCGCAGGAAAAGUUGAUGCUAGGCAAACUUGUGAAGAACUUCAUCAUUCGUUGAAAGAAGCUCACGAAAGUAGGGAGAGAAUAAUCAAAAGCUGUAUUGCCCAAACUUCUAAUGUAGUAAAACUUCUGCAGGAAGAGAGGAAGAAAUCUCCAGAUGACAUAACACUACUAAAACAACUCAGGAAAGAGCAGACAAAAUUGAAAUUAAUGCAGUCAGAGUUAAAUGUUGAAGAAGUGGUAAAUGACAGAAGCUGGAAGAUAUUUAAUGAACGCUGCAGAACUCAUUAUAAGCCCCCAAAGACACAAUAAUGCAAAUGCGGGGGAAGAUUCCCCUGAAAGUGGUCUUCAGUAAUGCAAAUAAACUGGAAAAGAAACAUGGAACAAAAUGCAUGGGACCUCUUGAAAAAUGAUACCCACGGGAUCUAUACAAUGAGUGAUUUUGCUAAUAAAGAUAAAUCAACUGUUAAUUUGUACAAGACAUAUGAGAAGAAAAAAACAUUAAAAAAUAUUCAGAUGGAA
Ahaetulla prasina is the source of this 715-nucleotide messenger RNA. RefSeq names its product mitochondrial matrix import factor 23 (gene MIX23). Lineage: Eukaryota; Metazoa; Chordata; Lepidosauria; Squamata; Colubridae. The record is from RefSeq and is a predicted model, not a curated record. The transcript has 5 exons. Bases 71 to 505 code for a protein of 144 amino acids. Gene Ontology annotation, cellular component: mitochondrion; mitochondrial intermembrane space.